Molecule: messenger RNA, 258 nt
Organism: Mesocestoides corti
Lineage: Eukaryota; Metazoa; Platyhelminthes; Cestoda; Cyclophyllidea; Mesocestoididae
Source: the annotation of a GenBank genome assembly
AUGAUUUUGACAACUGACCAAAAGUCUAGGGAACUAUCUCAGCAAAUAGACACGUACCUCAGACAAACGAAACGUCUUCAAGUCAUCCGAAACAGCCAGGGAUUUUACGAACACAACAUCCCCGUGAAAGAUUCCAGCGUCUCGGAUGGUCAGACCAGCAUCAGGAGCCCCAAAAAACUUGGUUGGAGCAGGGCCAACGAGGACGUUGCUCCUACUGAUGUGAAACAACGAGGCCGCAACCUCAAUCAAAGCUUUUAG